Fulvia fulva is the source of this 1488-nucleotide messenger RNA. RefSeq names its product Alpha-1,2-mannosyltransferase MNN23. Gene Ontology annotation, biological process: mannan biosynthetic process. Gene Ontology annotation, molecular function: alpha-1,2-mannosyltransferase activity. Bases 1 to 1488 code for a protein of 495 amino acids. The transcript has a single exon. The record is from RefSeq and is a predicted model, not a curated record. Gene Ontology annotation, cellular component: Golgi apparatus. NCBI's taxonomy places the organism in Eukaryota, Fungi, Ascomycota, Dothideomycetes, Mycosphaerellales, Mycosphaerellaceae.
AUGCUCAGACUCCGGCCACUGAUCACGCUCCUAGUGGCGUCGAUAUGUGUCCUGGGCCUCUGGACGCUUUGGCAUGGCUCGCUUGGACAAGAGCCAACACCACUGACGCCCGCCCAGUACAAAGCCAGCGGCUUGACGGACAACAUCUACACGAACGGUAACACAAAACCCGAUGCGGACGACUGGUGGCUGCACUUCGAGGAAGUACUCAAGCUGAAGCCCGUAUCCAUGAAGGAAGCUAAAGCCGGCUGUGCUUGGAAUCCUCAAGACCUGGAACGUGUGAACUUCCAGUUCGAUGGAGGAGAGAAUGGGUUCGUCGACACUGCUUGGGUUCGCAACGACACGAGUGACUUGGUCCUGGAUGCACGACGGGCACAAUGGCAGGACUUCAUGAUGUAUGGCACGAUCCCUUACGGCGACAUCUCUAGCAAGCUGGACGGGCGCGGAAUUGUAAUUGUUGGAGGACAGAGUCAGAGUUUCCACCGCGUUAAGGUCCUUCUUCGCCAAUUGAAGAGACUAGGAUCCUCUAUCCCCGUCGAACUGCACUACUGGGGCGAUGAGAUGAAUGAAGAAAAGAAGCAGGAGCUGUCGACCCUCUGGCCUCUCAUUACCUACAACGACCUAUCCUCCCCUACCAACAUCUACCACGUCCAGCUCGGAGGAAUAGUGCAUGUAAAUUACCAACUCAAGACCGCCGCGAUCCUUAACAGUAACUUCGCUGAGAUCCUCCUAAUGGACAGCGAUAACAUCCCAACGAUCCCGCCCGAAGAUCUCUUCAAUUCGAAAACUUACAAGGAACAUGGCACCGUCUUCUGGCCCGACAUCGCUCGCACACGAGUCCAGAACCCCGUCUGGCCCAUAACCAACACACCCUGUCGCAAAGACGAAUACGAACAAGAAAGCGGCCAAGCGCUCAUCGACAAACGCAAAUUCUGGUACCACCUGCAACUGGCAAUGUUCUUCAUCAACGACAAAAACUCAGAAUACUACAACAACAUCCUCCUCGGCGACAAAGAUACCUUCCGCUUCGCCUGGCACGCCCUCAAAACAACCUACGGCCGUCCUGCCCACUGGCUCGCCACUGUAGGAAUCAAAAUGGCACCUGAUCAUUUCUGCGGCCACCAUUUUGCUCAAUUCCACCCGGACCGCGAGGAUGGGCGUGUGGUGUUUAUGCAUGGCGGGUUGUUGAAGACGAUGGAUAAGCAAGUUAUGACAUUCUUGAGGGCGAGCCAUGGCGGCAUUUUUCACGCGUAUAAGACUGGUACCAAGCCGUACGAUGCGGAGGAAUUGACGAGGGCGGAGAUCAAGUUUGAUGGGGCAAGUUACUGGAAGCAUAAGCCGGAGAGCGUGGGGGUGCAGAUGUGUACUGAUAUGAAGGAUGUGGAGGCGAGGCCGUUUGGGGAGUUGGUGCAGGGGUUCAAUGAGGUGUUUGAGGAGGUGGGAGGGUAUUGGUUGAUUGAUAGUGGGGAGUUUAGUAGUGGUACUUGA